This is a messenger RNA of Cucurbitaria berberidis CBS 394.84, 870 nucleotides long. RefSeq lists its product as uncharacterized. The record is from RefSeq and is a predicted model, not a curated record. Lineage: Eukaryota; Fungi; Ascomycota; Dothideomycetes; Pleosporales; Cucurbitariaceae. Gene Ontology annotation, cellular component: membrane; oligosaccharyltransferase complex. Gene Ontology annotation, biological process: protein N-linked glycosylation. Bases 1 to 870 code for a protein of 289 amino acids. The transcript has 3 exons.
AUGAGGGUUCUGUACAGCUUGGUUUCUUCUCUUCUGCUUUCAGGCACAGCAAUUGUGUCCGCAGCCUCCUCUUGGAGCUUUGAGGAUGCCACGGUGUCAAUUUCGAGUAAAGGUGCUGGUGUAGGCGGAGGUUCUAAGGAUAAACUCAGCCCUUCUACACCGCUAGGCAAAUCAGCAUCUUUAGGCGCAACCGACACACUGAAGCUACUUUUGACGACUGUCGAUGGCAAGACGGCCAAGCGGCCGCAUCAGGCUUUCCUCACUCUGACCGACCCAACUACUGGCUUGGAAGAGUCCUUUGUGCUAAACGUAAAGGAGAGCGGCAAAGGAAAGGUCGAUCUGUCCCAUAAGGACCUACCCCACCAAUUCCUCACCUCCGCGAAGCCAAUUACCGCUUCCAUCGUCAUUGGAUCUUUCGGUUCUUCCACACCAUACAAAAGCAAAGUCUUCAAUCUCCAAGUCGCCCGUGACCCCAACGUCCCUCUUACCAUCCCCGAGCCAGCUCUCCGUUACGCCGCCGAAUCCGAGAUCCACCAUAUCUUCCGUUCCGACCCACAGUCGCCUCCCAAGCUCAUAACGCUCGUAUUUGCUGCUGCAGUUGCUGCAGCACUCCCGGUGCUGUUCGUUGUAUGGGCUAGCUUGGGCGCAAAUGCUAGCCAUCUGAGCAAGGCUUUGGGCGAUGCACCUGUGUCGCAUGCACUCUUCUAUGGUUCCAUUCUAGCUAUGGAGGGCGUAUUCUUCCUGUACUAUACCAGCUGGAAUCUCUUCCAGACUCUGCCGGCGGCUGCAGUUGUAGGAGUUGUUGCGUUCCUGAGUGGAAGCAGAGCGCUUUCUGAGGUCCAAGAGCGCCGUUUGGCUGGGCUGAGAUGA